Messenger RNA from Sorghum bicolor (sorghum), 2328 nucleotides. Its product is annotated as AT-hook motif nuclear-localized protein 10. The record is from RefSeq and is a predicted model, not a curated record. NCBI's taxonomy places the organism in Eukaryota, Viridiplantae, Streptophyta, Magnoliopsida, Poales, Poaceae. The transcript is spliced from 5 exons. Gene Ontology annotation, molecular function: minor groove of adenine-thymine-rich DNA binding. The coding region runs from base 646 to 1857 and encodes 403 amino acids.
AAAAAUCAAAAAAAAAGUUCGGAGGCCUCAAAAUCAAAUCUUUCGUUGUUGUGACAAUCACGAUAAAUUGUGCAAACUCUGUUCCAACGAAAUUCGGACCACGUGCUCACGCCAAACAAGCUGGAGGUACGGAACCGGACAGGGUAUUGCUGUCCAAGCACCACAGGAGACAGGACCGACCGUCCGAGAAGAAGAGAGGGGAGGCAGCGAUUUAUUUUACCCGAUAUAUCUCGCGUUUUCUCGUCAGUUUUUACAGAUCUGAUCCGACCGCAGAGGUCAGGUAAACUCUCCCAGGCUCUCCCUCCCACGCCCACCUCGCCACCUCCCCCUCCUCGGCUGCUCCAUUCGUCUCCCCAAAUUUUCUUUUUUUUCCCCUUCCUCGCAGCAGGAUCUUUUUCCCCUCUGCUUUCCCCAUUUCCGCCGUAUUUUAUUCGAUUUCGAGGUCGUUUUUCGGGUGCAGAGGAGAGGAGGGCAGAGAGAAAGGUCACGUCCAACCGCCGCGACCCGCGCAUGUGAACUGUGCCCGACGAGGCGCGCGGGCGCGGGUGAGGUGAGCUGCGCCGAGGCGGAGGAGGGCCCGCGUCGGAUUUGGGAGGCCAGGCCUAGGGUUUUCACCGCCCCGCCCGCCCGCCCACCCGCCGGGAGAUGGACGGCAGGGACCAGCACCAGCACCAGCAGCAGGCGCAGGCGGCGCCGCGCGUGGGAUCCCCGCCGCAGGCUGGCGCCGGAGGCGGCGUCAUGAUGCAGCACGCCGCCGCGUUCGGCGCCGCCGCCACGCCGCCCGGGAUGCCGCCGGCCUCGGCGGGCAACGUUAUGCACGGGAUGCCCCUCGCCUUCAGCAACCCCAUGGCGCCGUCGCCGGGCGCCUCGUCGCCCAUGAACAUGAAGCCCACGGACAUGCCGCCGGGGGCUAUGUAUCGCGCUGAUUCCGGCGCGCCGCCGGGCUUGCAGCAGCAACAGCAUCCAGGCUCCGGUGGCGGUGGCGCUAUCGUCGCCGUCAGCGGUGGGGAGCUCGUGAAGAAGAAAAGGGGGAGGCCGAGGAAGUAUGGCCCGGACGGGAGCAUCGGUUUGGGACUCAAGUCCGCGGCAGCGGCGGGCACUGAAGCGGCGGGCGGCCAAUCCGGUGGUGGAGGCGGGUCUAGCUCUAACCCCGACGGCAAGCGCAGGGGACGGCCCCCUGGGUCCGGCAAAAAGAAACAGCUCGAUGCUUUGGGAUCUUCGGGGACAUCAUUUACUCCCCACAUAAUAACUGUGAAGCCUAAUGAGGAUGUUGCGUCCAAAAUAAUGGCCUUUUCUCAACAAGGCCCGCGCACUACAUGCAUAAUUUCAGCAAACGGCGCUCUGUGCACGGCAACAUUGCGUCAACCAGCAACCUCUGGUGGGAUAGUGACAUAUGAGGGACACUUCGAUAUACUCUCUCUGUCAGGCUCAUUCCUGCUUGCAGAGGAUGGUGAUACUCGCAGCAGAACAGGUGGUUUGAGUGUGGCACUGGCUGGAAGUGAUGGACGCAUAGUUGGGGGUUGUGUUGCUGGAAUGCUGAUGGCAGCGACACCUGUACAGGUUGUAGUUGGCAGUUUCAUUGCUGAAGGUAAAAAGCCAAAAGAAGAGCAACCGAAACGCGAGCCAACAUCGGUGCCACCACACACAGCUGGCUUUGGGGCGGCCUCGACUGCCAGCCCCCCAUCGGAUGGUACAUCAAGCGAGCACUCUGAUGAUCCAGGGAGCCCCAUGGGACCAAACGGCAGCACAUUCACUAACGCGGGGCUUCCUCUGCACUCCACAUUUGCUCCAGCUGGUUGGUCACUAUCAGGGAACCAAAGCCGCUAUGAUCCAGAUCUAAAGAUGAUGACCGACUGAUGGGUGCCGUUUCGCAGCUUCCUUGUUAGCAGUUGACCUAGUUGAGUAGGCUCAGGACUUCCUGCACCGGCUCCAGUGGCGCGGCAUCUGACAAUAAUUGAGGAAUCCUGAGAGUGAUAAAGCCUUCAGGAAUGAGUAGAUCACGAGUAAUAAGUAGUACCAGUGCAUGCCUUUGCCUUGUUAUGUUGUAGUUAGUAAAAGUUUGUAUUUGUGUGGUUUCACUGUCAGGAGUCUAUGCAGCAUUCCUUCUGGUUUCUACCUGUAUCAGCGUAGUGCAACGAUUCUCUUAUCAAUGGAUUGGUAUUGCUCACAUCGCCGUAUGCCAUUUGUUCAUCGCUGUAUUGUAAUUCUCCCCUGGGGGCUGGGGUUCACACAAAAGCCAAUUCGCCUUUGCAUUAGAUAGACUAUAUAUUAGACAGGGGUGCACUUGUUAUUUGAAUGAACUCAAGCGGACUUUACUCUUAUUUAAUU